Messenger RNA from Bactrocera tryoni, 355 nucleotides. RefSeq lists its product as uncharacterized. The transcript is spliced from 5 exons. The record is from RefSeq and is a predicted model, not a curated record. NCBI's taxonomy places the organism in Eukaryota, Metazoa, Arthropoda, Insecta, Diptera, Tephritidae. The coding region runs from base 1 to 336 and encodes 111 amino acids.
AUGUCUAAACGUAUGUAUGUCAUACAAAGUCAUAAACUGCUGUCCUCUUCUCUGAUAGUUUCACUGAACUUGACAGACUCACUAAAGCUAUCUCUAGCUCUUGACGCGUUUCGAAAAGACAACUGUGCUUCAACCACAAUAACAGCAACAAAAGCAUUAACUAUACUAACUUCAACUAAAGCAAAAACUUUUACAACACAGCUGAGUUACUCGAACUUUGCUGUGUCUUUGCUCGUAAACUUUGCAGUUAAAACAAAGAACUCAUCGACAGCACUUGAGAAUAUUGUUUCGAAAUAUCCACCAAUUAAACAGCAGCAACAACAACUACAAUAUUAGAGGCAACAACAAAGUAGUA